Messenger RNA from Vanderwaltozyma polyspora DSM 70294, 504 nucleotides. It is a transcript of the gene RAD6, whose product is annotated as E2 ubiquitin-conjugating protein RAD6. Gene Ontology annotation, biological process: protein polyubiquitination; proteasome-mediated ubiquitin-dependent protein catabolic process; DNA repair. NCBI's taxonomy places the organism in Eukaryota, Fungi, Ascomycota, Saccharomycetes, Saccharomycetales, Saccharomycetaceae. Gene Ontology annotation, cellular component: HULC complex. Gene Ontology annotation, molecular function: ubiquitin conjugating enzyme activity. The record is from RefSeq and is a predicted model, not a curated record. The transcript has a single exon. The coding region runs from base 1 to 504 and encodes 167 amino acids.
AUGUCAACACCAGCUAGAAGGAGGUUGAUGAGAGAUUUCAAGCGUAUGAAGGAAGAUGCUCCUCCUGGUGUGUCUGCAUCUCCUUUACCGGACAAUGUGAUGGUAUGGAAUGCCAUGAUUAUUGGCCCCGCUGACACACCUUAUGAAGAUGGUACUUUUAGAUUACUAUUGGAGUUCGACGAAGAGUAUCCUAAUAAACCACCCCAUGUCAAGUUUGUAAGUGAGAUGUUCCAUCCUAAUGUGUAUGCCAACGGUGAGAUUUGUCUGGACAUUUUGCAGAACAGAUGGACUCCCACAUACGAUGUGGCAUCGAUAUUGACAUCCAUUCAGAGUUUGUUUAACGAUCCUAACCCUGCGUCUCCAGCCAAUGUCGAGGCAGCUACUUUAUUUAAGGACCACAAGUCUCAGUACAUCAAGAGGGUACAAGAGACCGUUGAGAAGUCCUGGGAAGAUGAUAUGGAGGACAUGGAAGAAGAAGAAGAUGAUGAUGACGACGACGAGUGA